This is a messenger RNA of Lepisosteus oculatus (spotted gar), 2092 nucleotides long. Its product is annotated as BEN domain-containing protein 6. Gene Ontology annotation, cellular component: nucleus. The record is from RefSeq and is a predicted model, not a curated record. Gene Ontology annotation, biological process: positive regulation of neuron differentiation; negative regulation of Notch signaling pathway. Lineage: Eukaryota; Metazoa; Chordata; Actinopteri; Semionotiformes; Lepisosteidae. Gene Ontology annotation, molecular function: DNA binding; transcription corepressor activity.
UGGUUUUCCGAGCCUCGGUGCCACGUUACGCCGACACCGGGAAGGAGAGGAGGAGGAAGAGAGGUGGUGGUGGGGGGGUAGGCUGGAAAACACACACACAACAGUUUCCCCUGUAAUUUCUGGGAGCAUCGCUCGUUUUUAUUUUCUUAUUUUAAUUUAAAAAACACAGCCCCUGAAGUAGGGCAGCCGAGACCGAUGCAGUUUUGUCCUCCAGUGUGAACCGUCACACGUCCCGCCGCCAGACCGCAGGAGAGAAGAAGCCGGAGGAGAGAGAGAGAGGGGGCAGAAAGAGAGAGAGAAACAGAAAGAAAGAGAAAGAAAGGAACAAGGGGGUCACCGGCUGUUUUUUUACCCCCCCUGUCCGGGCAGCAGAGGCCGAACAGCAACAGCAACAACAAAAGAAAGAAAAUAUGCCGGAGGAGCUGAGACGGUUUCCCUGGGCGCAAACACGAUAAUGGCAGAGAGAUGAGAAGAAAAACUAAAGCCAAGCGCGUCCUCGACCACGAACAUGAAGAGGAAGAGGAACAGGACGAGGAUGACGAGGACCAGCGGGACGAAAUCGACAUAAGAACGGUGCACAGCAAGGUUUUAUGUCACGGGUUGCAGAAGAGAAGGAAACAGAUGUACUCCGCCAAAGAAAAAGCAGACGAAAAUUCACCCGACGCCGGCCUCCAGAAGUUGAAAAUGAGGGCAUUUGAUUUUGAAAAUCCCACCAUGGAGAACUUCACGGACAGCGACUCCACCCCAGAGGACUCUGAUUACCUGCAGUCGCGGUCGAAAUCGGAGCUGAUCGCAAUGGUGUUGUGUAUGCAGAGAGAAAUGGAAAACUUGAAGGAACAAAUACGGUGCCUUACAGCCUGUGGGAAACUGGCGAGGAACUUGGAGGCUCUGAUAGAGAGAACUCAGGUGUGGUCCAGUGCAGCUGAUAAGGAUCCGUCUCCCAGCAUGCCUCAGGUGCAGGUGGAAGGUGAGGCCAUGAUGCCGGCCGUGCUGGCGCCCCCUGCUGUCCUCAAUGGGCAGUGGGUAAAGCAGGACUCCCAGGCGCAGGACGGGCAGCCAGAGCCACACCAGGACUCGCAGAGGAAUGGACUGCCUCUUUUUCCAGAGUUCAUCAGUCUGGAGCUGCUGGACCGCUGCAACACGACCGCCACGGCGCAGAAGCUGACCAACGACCUGCUGCGCGGGCUGUACGAGCGCGAGUGCCUGGCCUCGCACUCCAUCUCCGGCAUCGUCUACAACAAGAGGGGCCAGCCCAAGCCCGCGCUGCCCGCCGACGAGGUCCAGGCCAUACUGAGAACGGUGCAGUAUUUCUUCCCAGGCAAGACCGAUGCCGAAAUCAAGGGCUACAUCCGUCAGAAGCUGCAGAACGAAGCGAAGAGGCUGAGGAGGAAGCCUCACCUUUCGGCCAAGACGGAGGUGCGGGGCGAGUCCUCGCCCGAUGACCCGGCGUACACGUAGGACCCCCGGGCCCGGCCCGACGGGCUCCUGGACGCUGCGCCGCAGACAGCUGCCGCCGCCGCCCCCCUAUCCCCCACCUCCCCCACCCCCCCCCGUCCGCAGAGAGGGAGCCUCCUGUGUGGUGGGACGCAGGCAGAGAACUUCAAACACGGAUGAGCGGAGCGCUUGAAAGACAAACCCCAGCAACGAGGAGGCACGCCGACAGGCUGAAAGCCAAGCGGGAGUUUGAAAGUUUGAUAGGCGGGGGUGGGGGGGGGAGGAGAGAGAGAAACAAAUGUGUGUUUGUGGACCCCCUGGAAGAUUUUUCCCCCCCUCUUUUUUUUUUUUAUGGACUGUCUCAUGCCGACAACUGAAAGAACUUUUCUUCCCCCCUUCCUGUUUGUUUUGGGAAAAUGACGAGACCGUGCUUGCGUUGAUCAGCCAGUUCCUGCUGUGAUUGAAGGCAGGUUAGAGUUGUAGACUUACCCCCUACCCCCCCCAGCGCUGGAUAUUUAGGGGGGCAGACAGGAGUAGCUGUGAUCAAAUUGCUCUUCUGUAUCAGACCCGUUUUAUUUUGUACCGUAUAUAAAGCAAAAGGAUCCGCUUCAGAGGCCUGAUCGUGUAAUAAAAGUUUAAGUAUGUGAUUCUCCUUAAA